AUGUCAAAAUCUAAUAUUUUCUCUCCUGAGGGGACUAAACGAAUUGAAAUUGAUAAAGCAGACAACACGGUUAGUCUUUAUGACAAGGUACAUGAUGUGUUUAACCUGACAGGAUACAGGUUCAUUUUGUACAAGGAAAAGGGACAAAAGGAAGAACUGGUUUCUUCAAGGAACAAAACCCUUGCAUCAUAUGGACUGAAACAUGGGGAUAUGAUUUAUAUGACUCCUGUUAAUGAAGCUUUAAUUUGGUCUUCAAAACCUGAAACAGUUUCAGAUAAAAUAUCUUUGCCUGGAACUUCAGGAAGUAUAACAUCGAAAGGAAAAUUAAGUUCAAGCCAGGUUAUUGAAGAUGAAGUAGAUGUUAUUUUAUCAAAAUUAGAUGGUAAAAUUCAAAGGAAAAAAGAUGAGAAGUUAUGUAGGCAUGGCUCAAAUGCAUGUUGUGUUCAUUGUUCGCCUCUGGAACCUUUCGAUGAAAAUUAUCUCAAGGAGCAAAAUAUAAAACAUUUGUCUUUUCAUUCUUAUCUCAGGAAAUUAACUGCAGGUGUUGAUAGAGGAAAAUUUCUAGCAUUAGAAAAUAUUUCAUGUAGCAUAAAAACAGGAUGUAAAGAUCAUCCUCCUUGGCCUAAAGGGAUUUGUACUAAAUGCCAACCAAAUGCUAUAACUCUAAAUAGACAGGUUUAUCGCCACACAGAUAAUGUCAUGUUUGAAAAUGCUCAUUUGGUUGAGAGAUUUUUAAAUUAUUGGCGUUCCUCUGGCCUUCAACGUGUUGGUUUUCUAUAUGGAAAAUAUGAAGUUCAUUCAGAUGUGCCUCUUGGAAUUCGUGCAACGGUUGCCGCCAUUUAUGAACCCCCCCAAGAGAGCUCUAAAGAUUCAAUAAAUAUUCUCCCAGAUGAUAGAGAACAAAUAGUUGAAGAACUAGCACAACAUUUGGGACUAGUCAGGGUUGGUUGGAUUUUUACCGAUCUAAUAGCAGAUGAUGUUCAAAAAGGAACAGUGAAACACGUUAGAAAUAUAGAAAGUCAUUUUUUAUCAGCACAAGAGUGUAUAACGGCAGGUUACCUACAAAAUCAACGGCCUAACCCUUGUAGGUUUUCUUCUACGGGUUUUUUCGGUUCGAAAUUCGUCACAGUUUGUGUAACAGGUGAUUCAAGCAAACAAGUGCACAUGGAAGGCUAUCAAGUAUCUGGCCAAUGCAUGGCUUUAGUAAGGGAUGGUUGUUUGGUGCCAACCAAAGACGCUCCCGAAUUAGGAUAUAUCGCCGAAUCCACCGACAAAAAAUUUGUUCCAGAUGUUUUUUAUAAGCUUUCCGCUAGUUUUUUAUUGAUCGUUAGACCAAAGGGAAAUUUUUUUUUUUAA
Molecule: messenger RNA, 1356 nt
Organism: Pediculus humanus corporis (human body louse)
Lineage: Eukaryota; Metazoa; Arthropoda; Insecta; Psocodea; Pediculidae
Product: nuclear protein localization, putative
Exons: 7
Coding region: 1-1356 (451 amino acids)
Biological process (GO): ubiquitin-dependent protein catabolic process
Cellular component (GO): nucleus
Molecular function (GO): ubiquitin binding; ubiquitin protein ligase binding
Source: RefSeq, a predicted model, not a curated record